This is a messenger RNA of Camelina sativa (false flax), 1129 nucleotides long. RefSeq lists its product as uncharacterized. The record is from RefSeq and is a predicted model, not a curated record. Lineage: Eukaryota; Viridiplantae; Streptophyta; Magnoliopsida; Brassicales; Brassicaceae.
ACAGGAGUGCUACUACUAUUAAUACAAUGAAGUACUCUUCAUUAUCACAGACCUCCUAAAGCAUUAUAUCUCACCAACACAAGAAUCAAAACCAAACCCACCAAAAAAAAAAUGGGAGAUCAACCACAAGAGAUUCAGCAGCCUCUUUAUGUGUAUCCGUCUUCUUCUUCUUCAUCUUCUUCCUCUUAUACCCCGUCCCCGCCUACAUCCUCUAGUACUUCACGUGGCUCGUUCGGUACAGUAUUCAUUGUUCUAGCAGCGAUCCUUAUCUUAGCAGCACUUGCUUGUGUGUUUGGAAGGCUAUGCAACCGCGGUGGAAAGCAGCACAAAGACAAAAACAACAACAAAAAUUCCAAGCAUGAGAAACCGUCGUCAAAGAAGAGCCGUGAGAUCAGACCUGUGGAGCGUGAACCGAGAGAAAGAGGUGAUGUGGAGUUUGGGUUCGAUAUGAAGCGUCCAGGUCCAAUGGGGAAACCCUCUGGUCGAAACGGAGGGGACAUUGAGUUUGGGUUUGAUAACAAGAGAGGAGGAGGUGGAGGAGGAGGAAAAGGAGGGAAAAGACCACCUCCGGUUAUAUAUUAAACAUGGAGUACGGUUUAAGUUACCGGAGAAAGGAGAUUAACAUGUUGAAGGCCACUUCAUCAGACACGGUGGUUCCGACUUCAAACUCCGGUCAGAACACAUUCUUAAUUAAGACAAGAGACUUCUCAUCAUGCUUGUUUACUUUAUUGUAGUGUUCUUGUUUGUUUGAUUUUUGUCUUUUUUGGGUCGUUUGGGUUUUGUUUCAUAUUGGUAUGGAACUUAGAUAUCAAAUUAUAUAUGAAAGCAAGCAAGAAAAAGAAAAAUUAGAUGACAAUUAGUAAAGCUCAAAUAUGUAAAAGAAGAAAAGAUGAUGGAGUUCUUCAUUCAUGUUAUCACACUCAACAAAAAUCCGAAACUCAUAAACAUGGAGAAACAAACAAAAGCAAAACAAGAUUCAAAUGAUCACUCUUUGAGAACUAUUGUGACAUCUCUUUUUCUUUUUGGUUGUUGCUUUUUUCUGUUCUCACCUAUAAUAAGUCUUUUGAGGCAAAUGGCCACCAUUAUGGAGCAAAACUAAAGGUAGCUAGCAAGAAACGAAUCUCACACA